AUGGUUUCUUCGAAGAAUAAUGAAAUUGCAGCGAUCACUAAGUCAUUGGCAGAUGAGAAACAGAAGUGAGUGAAUUUUUUAUUCUGAGACGGCUAAUCUGAGCAAUCAGUGUUCUCCGUGUAUGUAAAUAAAUUAUAAUUUUCAGAUGUUCCGAAUUGCAAGCCCAUAUUCUCGCAAUCGACACUCUCAAGGCUGAAAAAGUUCAAACUCUUCAAAACGAUUUGAAGAGCUUAUCCAAGAAGUUUUCUCUUGCCGAAACAGAAGCAUUGAAUCUGAAAGAAGAUCUCGAGAUUAUCAAGAGAACAACAGCUGAAAACACAUCUGCGAAGUUAGCUUUGAAUAGAAAAUUCAAAUACAAAAGUGUUUUUUUUUCUAGGAAUUCCGAGUUGGAGGCUCAACUUGCAAAACUCGCCGAAUCGAAAGAUAAGGAAAUCUCCGAUUUCGAAUCAAAAAUUGCAGAUUUGACAAAGAAGUUGGAAGAACUACCGUAUGAACGUGAAAGGUAAAUAGUUCAAAUUUUGGAAAAAAGUUUUAAUUUCGAUAUUUCUAGAGCAAAUAAACUCGAAUCACGAAUCGAAGUUAUUCAACAAUCUUUUGGACAUCGUCAAAGAAGAUCGGAGGAAGAGCUUUCAGCUACAAAACAAAAACUGGAGGAUGCGUUGAAAUCGUUGAUCGAAGCGAAAAAAGACAAUAUUAAAAUAGCCGAAUUCAAAAAGAGAAUCGACAAUUUGACAUCAACCUCAAUUGAAGAGAAAAACAAAAUCUUGGCCGAUCUCGAAAAGGUGAAAAACGAUCUCGCUUCGUCUGAAGAAUCUCGUGAAGCUGACGCCGAAUUGGUCACAAAACUUCAGGCAAAUUUGGUCGAAGAUCGUAUUUGUUUCGAGGAAGAAAAGAAUCAUCUAGCUUCUGCUUUGGAAUCAACUCAACAAAAGUUGACAGCGGCAGAUGAGGCAAAAGCUGCAGACGCUCAAAUGUUGGUUUUUAAUUUUCAAAAUGAAAGAAAAUUAUCUAAUUUGUUAAAUUUCAGGAUCGCUCAACUUGAGAACACCGUCAAAGCGCUCGAGCUGGCUCUCAAAACCGAGAAACAAGAUUUUCUCGCAGAAAAUGUUGAGGAAGUCGUCGAGAGAGUGGAUGUCCCUGCACUUGCGGCCACAAAUUCAGGAAAUGUCGUCAAUGAGGUUUGAAAUAAUCAAAAGAUUUUGGAAAAUAAUUUUUUUGCUUUUCAGGAAGAUCUCGACUUCUCAUCCCUUCUUUCCAGUGCUCAUUCUUACCAUCGUCAACUUUCUCAUCGCCUCGAACUGCUCCGUCAAAAUCAAUCAAUUGCUUUCUAUCCAUAUAUCAGAUAUUUAUUUGCCCUUUACAUAUUGCUCUUGCAUAUUUGGCUCCUCUGGUAA
Caenorhabditis angaria is the source of this 1394-nucleotide messenger RNA. Lineage: Eukaryota; Metazoa; Nematoda; Chromadorea; Rhabditida; Rhabditidae. The record is from the annotation of a GenBank genome assembly.